UUCUGAGGAGGAAAGAGGACCAGUCGCGCUUACCUCGGCAAACUCAACGCGCGUUGAUACCAUCGCAAUACGCUAAACAACCGUGAAAUUUAAACGUGCCUUACAAUUCCUUUUAUCUUAUCAACGCGAUGAUAUAAACAUUACUCUAUUUUUUAAAGUGCUCACAAAAUUUUGGCAUGACAGUAUCAGUGCGUAAAAUACGUUUUGUUUAUUUUUUUUACGAGUGACAUUUAAAAAAUGAGUUCCCAUAUCGAACUGGCUGUUGCGUGAAAAUGUGGCAGAGGAUGAAAUGCGAAUUUCGAAUUUGGAAUAGCAGUGCAAAAAUUCAAAAUGGACUUGACGACACGGCGGGAAAACGAUGGGGUAAAUUCAGUCACAGUGACCGAGUGCCGUGAGAUUAAUGGGGAAGUUGGGAUGGCUUCUGAAGUGUCCACGAAGAAGACCAGUUCAUUUAGCAUAAGGAACCUUGUUGGCGAUGAAGAUGAUCGGCCUGCCGACGGCACCGCAAAUGCAAGUGAAGAUUACUACGCGCAAGAAUACCAAAAGUACACUAGCAUGGGUAUAUCAGAGCUGGCAAAAGACGAUUCUCCUCGCACGACGCCCGAGCUCCACCGCUCGGACCAGUCCCCGUCUGAGCGGCCGCCCCCAGGGUCUGCAGACAGCGACGACGCUGACGAUUUCGCCCCCAAACGAAAGCAGAGGAGAUAUAGAACAACAUUCACUAGUUUCCAAUUGGAAGAACUUGAAAAAGCCUUCUCUAGAACGCAUUACCCUGAUGUCUUUACAAGAGAAGAACUGGCUAUGAAGAUCGGUCUCACAGAAGCAAGAAUACAGGUCUGGUUUCAAAACAGACGCGCGAAAUGGCGAAAGCAGGAGAAAGUGGGACCACAAGCUCACCCCUACAACCCGUACUUGGGGGGUGCUGCAGCCCCACCGCCCUCUGUAGUCGCCUCCAUGCCUAAUCCCUUCUCGCAGCUUAGCUUUGGCUUCAGAAAACCAUUUGAUGCCAAUGCUUUGGCUUCUUUUCGUUACACGGGAACACCAGUGAUCGGCACGCAGUACCUUAGUGCGCCUCUCUCCCGACCUCCCUUAUUCACCGCUCCCAUGUACACAUCCUCUCCCCCAUUCCAUUCCCUGCUAGCCGGGCUAUCCGCUCCCCCUCGCCAUUCACCAGAACCUCCCCCCGUGUCGCCCCCCAUAUCCCCCGGUAGCGAAUCCCCCCCCAAUCCGCCAGAGGUAGAACGCAGGAGCUCUAGUAUAGCAGCCUUGCGAAUGGCGGCGAGAGAACACGAGUUAAGACUCGAAAUGCUGAGGCAGAGACACCACACUGACAUGAUCAGUUGAACUUUGUACAAUUAGCUAAUGGUUUUGUUUGUUUGUUCGGUGGACACACGUGAUCUGGGGCUGUUUGGUAUUUUAUAUGGUGACUGCACAUAGACGACGGUUUACACAGUUUGAAUUUUCAAUAGGUUAUUUGUCGGUCCUCAUUUGUGCCUUCGUUACAUUUGUGUUGUCUACAUUAAUGGCGGGACCAAUUUCUUUCAGUAUUUAACCAUGUUUGUUUUCGAAUAGAAC
Zerene cesonia (dogface butterfly) is the source of this 1575-nucleotide messenger RNA. RefSeq names its product homeobox protein aristaless-like. The transcript has 5 exons. The record is from RefSeq and is a predicted model, not a curated record. The coding region runs from base 331 to 1344 and encodes 337 amino acids. Lineage: Eukaryota; Metazoa; Arthropoda; Insecta; Lepidoptera; Pieridae. Gene Ontology annotation, biological process: regulation of transcription by RNA polymerase II. Gene Ontology annotation, molecular function: RNA polymerase II transcription regulatory region sequence-specific DNA binding; DNA-binding transcription factor activity, RNA polymerase II-specific.